AGGUCUCAGUAAUUAACAUGAAAGGAUAACUAACGUAAAGAGGAAAUUACCAAGCUAAUAGAAGGUUGAAAAUCAUCCACCAUUCCGGCGCGAAAACCUUCUUGCUCCGCCUGUGCUAUCUGUAGCUUGGAAGUAGCUUUGGGCGCCAGUAAUGGCGGUUUCAUCAACUCAUAGCAUUUCUGCGGUUCUUUCUACCCUGCGCACCCGAAACCGCCCCGCCAUUAACGAUCCGGUUUCGCGUCUCUCCAAUCCGGCUUCAAUCGGCUAUCUUCCCAGAAGCACUUAUCCCCGCCGCCCAUUCGUUAUAACCUUAUCUUACAAAUCCAACAAUGAGCUUCCACUUGACACGAAAAGACAGCUGCUCGAACAAUAUGGUCUUGAUCUAGACGAGUUUAUGUCCGAGCCUUCUCCAAAGCCAAAGAGGAGAAAAGAGCAGGCGAAGAACAGAAGGGGCAAGGCUGUUGUUCCUGAAGAAACCAAGCCUCCCCGGGAGACGCAUAGGUUGCUUCAGGUCUUGGCAGGGACGGCUCGACGGAAGAAGUUGCUCUCACCCAAGGGCAUGGAUGUACGUCCCAUGAUGGAAGUUGUUAAAGGUGCAGCAUUUGGCAUUUUGCAGGUGGCUGGUGGUUGCCCUGCAUCUUUGAGGCCUGGUCGGUGGUUAGACUUGUAUAGCGGUACAGGAUCUGUUGGUAUUGAAGCUAUCAGCAGAGGCUGUUCAGAGGUGCAUUUUGUUGAGAUGGAUCCUUGGGUAGUCUCAGAUAUUCUGCGCCCAAACUUAGAAUGGACUGGUUUCCUUGAUGCUUCAGUUAUACAUACUGUCCGUGUUGAAAACUUUUUGGAGCAAGCAGAACAUUUUGUUGGCAAAUAUGGGGCUUUUGACUAUAUUAGUGUCACGCCUCCAUACAUGGAAGUAGAUUAUGGCGUAUUGAUGAAUCAAGUUUCAAAAUCCUCAGUUGUGGGGGAGGAUACCUUCAUAGUAGUAGAGUACCCUUUAAGAACUGACAUGCCAGAUUCAUGUGGCGGCCUUCUGAAGAUAUCUGAUCGACGGUUUGGUCGAACACAUCUAGCCAUAUAUGGACCAAAGUGGGCACAAAAAAGACGAAAUCGAGGAAAGACUCCUAUGGCCAAAGUAGACACAGUCUGAUACAAGUAGAAAGUGGAUAUGGCAAUGUGCAAUUUUCUUUUGUGGAAGCCAUGUGCAUCUCAUACUAGACUUAAAAGGGGUGCGACCUGUAUUGCCGUCAAACAUGGCUAUAUUGGCAUGGUCAAUUACUUCUUUCGCACUUUUUACUAUCCUAGCUUUUUGAUGAGUAUGAGGAUCUACCGGUUGCCUAGGCAUAACAUUCUGAGCCAUUUGUGAGAAAGCAACAUUGUUAGUUUCUACUGAAAAUUUUAGUUUAGUAGCUGAUCUGUACCUAUAUAAAACACUUUCUUCAAUUCUGUAAGUUAUUAAUCAAAUUACCAUCACUUUUACAGUGUGCUGAUGUUCAGUGACACUCACUAUAAGGGAUUUAUCUGUUUUUAGUAGGAUGCUGCAAUGCAUUUUGGGUUCCAAGAGAGUUUCAUUGGCCCUUGCUUUAAUUAUGUAUAUUAGAACUAUUCCUGUAAAUGGUGUUUUGUGCUGAACAGCAUUUAGUACUUGUCGGUUUUUAUGA
Molecule: messenger RNA, 1655 nt
Organism: Ipomoea triloba (trilobed morning glory)
Lineage: Eukaryota; Viridiplantae; Streptophyta; Magnoliopsida; Solanales; Convolvulaceae
Product: putative rRNA methyltransferase YlbH
Exons: 10
Coding region: 152-1144 (330 amino acids)
Biological process (GO): rRNA methylation
Molecular function (GO): methyltransferase activity
Source: RefSeq, a predicted model, not a curated record